Messenger RNA from Xenopus laevis (African clawed frog), 2771 nucleotides. RefSeq names its product SCY1-like, kinase-like 1 L homeolog (gene scyl1.L). The record is from RefSeq and is marked provisional. NCBI's taxonomy places the organism in Eukaryota, Metazoa, Chordata, Amphibia, Anura, Pipidae. Gene Ontology annotation, molecular function: ATP binding.
GUCUUCUCCCGAGUAUCAGGAUGUGGUUCUGGUCUCGGGACCCGGCCCGUGAUUUUCCGUAUGACGUCACCGGGGAGCGAGAAGAGUUACCGGGAGGAUGGGGGAUACAGAAGGGGAAAAAGAAGACUGGUGGAGAUCCCGUGUCUGUAUUCACUUACGAGAUCCGGCCUGGGGCUGAAGAGCAGACGCAAGCAGCAAAAACAGCCUCAAAGAGGAUCAAAACCCUGAAACACCCCAAUAUUUUAUCGUAUGUAGAUGGACUGGAGACCGACAAAUGCCUGUACAUUGUGACAGAGCCCGUUACACCACUGGAGACGUAUGUGAAAUUGAGAACUGACAGUGGAGGAGUCAGUGAGCUUGAGAUAUCGUGGGGGCUUCAUCAGAUUGUGAAAGCUCUGAGUUUCCUGGUGAAUGAUGGUAACCUUAUUCACAAUAAUGUCUGUAUGUCGGCGGUGUUUGUGGAUCGAGCAGGCGAAUGGAAGUUGGGGGGCCUGGAUUACAUGUACACAGCAGGAGCUGAAAACACUGCACCUCGAAAGGGCGUUGAAAUGGAGAAAUACAACCCCCCAGAAAAGACAGACCGUAGCAAAACAUCCAAGGAGAAGUGGUCAGCUGACAUGUGGUGCCUUGGCUGCUUGAUAUGGGAGGUGUUUAAUGGGCCACUUCCUCGCCCAACUGCUCUUCGGUCCCUGGGAAAGAUUGCUAAAUCACUGGUGCCUCAUUACUGCGAGCUGGUUGGAGCAAACCCCAAAAUCCGUCCCAAUCCUUCACGAUUCCUUCAGAAUUGCCGAUCUCCAGGGGGAUUCUUUUGCAACAGUUUUGUGGAGACCAACCUUUUCCUGGAGGAAAUACAGAUCAAAGACCCAGCGGAAAAGCAGACAUUUUUUGAACAGCUCAGUGAAAACUUAGACUCCUUUCCUGAAGAUUUUUGCCGACAUAAAAUCCUCCCUCAGCUGCUGACAGCCUUUGAAUUUGGCAGCGCAGGCGCUGUUGUUUUACCCCCGCUAUUCAAGAUUGGAAAAUUUCUGAAUGCUGAUGAAUACCAACAAAAAAUCAUUCCAGUUGUAGUUAAAAUGUUUUCUUCUACUGACCGUGCCAUGAGGAUACGACUACUGCAGCAGAUGGAGAACUUUAUCCAGUAUUUAAAUGAACCGACAGUCAACGCACAGAUUUUCCCCCACGUCGUUCAUGGUUUUAUGGACACCAACCCUGCUAUACGGGAGCAGACAGUAAAGUCUAUGCUGCUGUUGGCCCCAAAACUAAAUGAGAAUAACCUCAAUAUGGACUUGAUGAAGCAUUUUGCCAGACUACAGGCACGUGAUGAUCAAGGACCAAUCCGCUGUAACACAACUGUCUGUCUUGGGAAGAUCGCUCCGUACUUAAAUCCUGCUACACGUCAGAGGGUCCUGAUUUCAGCCUUCAGCCGAGCCACCAAGGAUCCGUUUGCUCCAUCCCGGGCGGCAGGAGUUCUUGGUUUUGCUGCUACACACAACUUCUAUUCCAUGGCAGACUGCGCUGGAAAGGUUCUGCCUGUUCUAUGUGGGGUCACUCUGGAUCCAGAGAAAAAUGUCAGAGAGCAGGCUUUCAAAACAAUCCGCAGCUUUCUGGAUAAACUAGAGACAGUAUCCGGGGAUCCAUCACAGCUGGCAGAACUAGAAAAGGAUGUCCACACAGCUUCAGCAAGCCCAAGUGUUGUGGGAGGAUGGGCAGGCUGGGCUGUCACUGGUGUUUCUUCCUUGACCUCCAAGUUCAUCCGCACAGGGGGUGGAGCCCAGGAUGCAUCUCCUUCAGAAGGGGCACCAGCACCUCCAGCCACCAUAGAAGCAAGCAAACCGGAUACUGUUCCUUCACCAUCUGCUCCCCCUGCUGCCUCAACCACCCCAUCCAGCUAUGAACCCGAAGAAGAAAAAGGUGCCUCAGAUUCCUUAGAUCGAUGGGAUGAUGAAGAUUGGGGGAGCUUAGAGGACACAGACCAGAGCAAGGGUCAGACUGUGAAUGAUGACUGGGACACAGACUGGGGUCAGAGCAAAACGCAGCAGAAGACUGUCCACUCUUCUUCCUCAAGUUCCAAAGGAGAGCAGGUUUUGCACCCUCCUAACAAAACUUCUGCUCUGGAUGAUGGCUGGGGAUGGGAUGAUGCCUUUCCAACUGUUCCUCCCGCUAAGAAACCCACAGCAUCUAAAUCUCAGCAGCCUGAAGAAGGAACACGCCCUGCUAGUGACUAUAACUGGGAAAGCCCUGGCACCGCUGGGCAACAGGGGGACUUCUUUACAACUUUGUCAGAGCAUUCCAGCCAGAAAACCGAUGAUAGUCGGAAUUCAGACAGCCCUGGGGAUUGGGGAGGAGAAGACAAUUGGGAAUCCGUGGAAGCAGAUCAGGGUCUCAGUAAAGCUGAAAUUGCCCGGAAAAAGCGAGAAGAGCGUCAAAAAGAAAUAGAAGCCAAAAGGGCUGAGAGAAGAGCAGCCAAGGGGCCUUUGAAACUGGGAGUGAGGAAACUGGACUGAGAGGAGCUAGGAAAUAAAUAAGGGACAUGUUGGUGACAUUUUAUCACAUACUCCACAGCAGAAGCAUCAUGUUUAUUGUUUGCCAGACUGGUCCAUUUAUUGCUCUGAGUAAUACUCAAUGCAACACAACCCCAGCAAGCUGUGACACUUUCCAUAAUGAAGAGAACAAGGUCAGAGGUUUCAUAAUAUUUAUGCUGUAUAAAUUUUUAUCUUACAUACAAUGCUGUAUACGUACAGCCAAAGAAUAAAAUUGGAUUUUACGAACCA